Molecule: messenger RNA, 2724 nt
Organism: Ylistrum balloti
Lineage: Eukaryota; Metazoa; Mollusca; Bivalvia; Pectinida; Pectinidae
Product: NADPH oxidoreductase A-like
Exons: 14
Coding region: 101-2023 (640 amino acids)
Cellular component (GO): cytosol
Molecular function (GO): oxidoreductase activity; flavin adenine dinucleotide binding; FMN binding
Source: RefSeq, a predicted model, not a curated record
CCGAAUUUCCGAAAAUGAAAGUAGGAUUUUAGUGGGCGGAGCUGACAAUUACAGUACAUUAUGUAGUCAGGAUAACAGAUAAGUAUGCACAAAAAAGUACAUGUGGAUGAUGCUGUCAUGGUUACCAGAUGGAAUGUGGACUUGGGUCCUAACAUCUCUGGUGGGACUUGUUGGAUACAUUGUCUAUACACUAGUAUCUAGCUCUGGCAGUGACUUUGAGGACAACAGUAUAGAUGCAUUCAUCAUACAGGAAGGUUCAGCAAGUGAGACACAAAAUACAGUGGAUAAACACAAAGAUGGCCGUUACAUGAAGCCGUAUGACACAGAAGGAAAACAAGUAUUGAUUUUGUAUGGAACAGAGUAUGGCUUCAGUGAGGAGGUAGCUGGUAAAUUGUUUGAUAGGAUUAUUUCCAUGUCCAAUCCAGAUGAUGAUGGUCCACUUCAGCCUCGACUCGUUAACGUGAAACAUCACGAAUACGUAGACUUAAGCAAGGAACAGAUAAUAUUUGUUGUCAUCUCAACAAGUGGAGAUGGUGUCCCUCCCACUGAUGCGCGUGGUUUCUAUGACAACCUUAUGUCAAGCGAGGAGGAUUUAUCUCACUGUAGAUACUCUGUUCUGGCUCUUGGAGACUCGAACUAUCCCCAUUUCUGUAAGGUGGGACGUGACAUUAACAGGAGGCUGUCCAAACGCUCUGCUGACCCAGUUGUAGAGUCCAGGGAUGUAGACAUGGAAGACUGGUCCGUCAUCACUUGUUGGAUGAACGAUGUUAUAGAAUACCUCAGGACGUGCAAUCUUCGUGUGUGUAUGGACUAUUUACAAAUAAUGACUGACGGUUCCAGUGAAGAACAUGACAGACAUCAACCAUUUAUGGCUACAUUGAAGGUGAAAAACCUGUUGACUGAUGCCCCAAAAUGUGCUGACGACAAAGAGGUUAUCCACUGCGAGUUUGAUAUCACAGGUAGCAACAUGGCCUGGACUUCAGGUGAUGCUUUGGGAAUAUAUCCUGAAAACAAUGUUGGUCAUGUGGCAGCCAUUUUGGAUUUGUUGACCUGGGUAGACAAAGAGAUGCUGACAGUGCCACACUGGGCCUAUCAGCCUCAUUCUGAUACAGCAAACAUGAGGACACUGUUAAUCAAGUACUACGAUAUCAAAACCAUCAAACCGGAACUACUGCAGACUUUACAGACGGUGGUCACAAACACAACACAAAGGGAAAUGUUGUCAAGGUUACUUCAUUCUGGGACAGGGAAGUCCAACCUAGCCUUACAGGAGUACAUGUCAGUGAGGGAAGUGAGAGAUGUCCUCCAGGAAUAUAGGUCAAUAAGGUUGUCUCCACAACAACUGCUGCCUUGCCUGAAACCACUUCAACCUCGGUAUUACUCCAUAUCAUCGUCUCCUCUCAAGGAUGCUACCACUGUAUGUUUAUCCAUGGCUGUGUUACGCUACGAAACCCUGUCAGUAGGUCGGGAAGGCGUGACCACCACAUACCUACAAGAUCGUAUCCAUGUUGGUCAAGAGUGUCCAGUGUUUAUGAGUCAUAACCCAGACUUCCGUCUCCCUGACAACCAUGCCAUUCCCGUUAUUCUCAUUGGCCCGGGUACAGGGAUAGCUCCUUUCAGGGCAUUUAUACAAGAAAGAGAACAACAUUGUGACAGAGGAGAGGUUCAUCUAUACUAUGGUUGCAGACAUCGGUUUGGAGAUUUCUUGUACAAAGAAGAAUUAGAGAAAUACAGCAGAAAUGGAGUGAUCUGCCUACGAGUGGCUUUCUCCCGAGACCAGGCCAAGAAAAUAUAUGUCCAGCAUCUUCUUAGGGAUGAUAGUACCCUGAUCUGGGACCUUGUUACCAAGAGAAAUGGUCAUGUGUAUGUUUGUGGAGACGCCAGACGUAUGGCAAAAGAUGUUCAUGAAGCCUUGACCGAUAUCAUACAGUCCUGUGGUCAGCUGGAGAGAAACAAGGCUACAGAUUACCUCAGGAAGAUAGAGAGAGAAGGACGCUAUCAGAAAGAUGUGUGGGUCACUUAGACAAGGGCAGGGUGUCAACGGCAAAACGGAGAUGGUGGGCCUGAUCAGAAAGGUGUUUGGUCACUACGUCAACUGAAGAGUGGCUACAAACAGGGAUGGAGAGCCUGAUCAGAAAGGUGUUUGGUCACUACAUCAACUGAAGAGUGGUUACAGACAAACAGAGAUGGAGGGCCUGAUCAGAAAGAUGUUUGGUCACUACGUCAACUGAAGAGUGGUUACAGACAAACAGAGAUACUGGGCUUGAUCAGAAAGGUGUUUGGUCACUCAGUCAACUGAAGAGUGACUACAGACAGAGAUGGAGGGCCUGAUCAGAAAGGUGUACGGUCACUUCGAAAUCUGAAGAGUGUUGAGAGACACACAGAGAUGGAGGGCCUGAUCAGAAAGAUGUGUGGUCUGUGUUAAGUCUGAAGAACACUGCAAUGGAAAUAAUAAGUGUUGUGUACAUUUUAAUUGUUCAGGCCAUAGGCAUCACUGAGGCAUCCUACAUGGACAAAACAGUUGUAUGAUGUAGUUAAAUUCAUUAUUUGGCUCUGCAGUAUCUAAUUCUAAAGGAGUAGGUUCAUGAGAGGUGGUAAUCGGUCAUUUCAGCGCUGCAAUAGUUUCGUCCUUAGUUGAUCGGACCUAAGUAGUUCUGACCCCAGCCCGAUCUGGCCAUUUUCGUUCCAGCCCCCUAUUUUUCCCAAUAAAAUUUGUUUACACAA